Ylistrum balloti is the source of this 699-nucleotide messenger RNA. RefSeq names its product flagellar filament 33 kDa core protein-like. The transcript has a single exon. NCBI's taxonomy places the organism in Eukaryota, Metazoa, Mollusca, Bivalvia, Pectinida, Pectinidae. The record is from RefSeq and is a predicted model, not a curated record. Bases 1 to 699 code for a protein of 232 amino acids. Gene Ontology annotation, molecular function: structural molecule activity. Gene Ontology annotation, cellular component: bacterial-type flagellum.
AUGCGUGUUCAAAUCAAAGGUAUUGAUGCAGCCAAUAAAAAUGCCACUGACGCUCUAUCCAUGUUGCAAACAGCAGAUGGAUACUUAUCUGAAGUGAAUAAUUUAAUAAAGAAUUUUAAGGCAUUAGCUGUACAAGCUGCUAAUAGCAUCUAUUCAGAUGCAGAAAGGCAAUUUUCCAAUUUUGCCAUAAGAGAAAUAGUGGCUGAAAUUGAUAGGAUUUCUUCUCACGCAGAAUUUAAUGGUCUUAAACUACUCACUGGCAAUUAUUCACGGCCUACUGCUGACUCAGUUCCUCUUAUGUCGCUAUGGUUUCAUAUAGGACACAACGCUGCGAAAGACUCUAAUGCUAUUCGAGCCUAUAUUAAUACUUUCAACUCAACAGCUCUUCAAAUUAAUGAAAUUAGUUUGAGCAACCCAACAUUGGCACUUGAUGCUUUACAGAAAGUUGACUUAGCUUUAAGUGCAGUUGCUCAAAGAAGAAAUGACUUGGCCUCCUAUCAAGCUCGUUUAGAUAGCAUUAUUACUACAACAAGUAUAGCUAAGGAAAACGCUAUUGCGAGUGAAAGUGUAAUUCGAGAUACUGAUAUUGCUGAAGAAGUUAGUGAGCUAACUAAAAAUUUGAUUGUUAAUCAGGCCAAUAUAGCUAUGAUUGCUCAGGCUAAUGCUCAAUUACAAACUGUUUUAGCUUUGCUCGGUUAA